This is a messenger RNA of Cimex lectularius (bed bug), 2195 nucleotides long. RefSeq lists its product as uncharacterized. Gene Ontology annotation, molecular function: growth factor activity; Toll binding. Lineage: Eukaryota; Metazoa; Arthropoda; Insecta; Hemiptera; Cimicidae. The record is from RefSeq and is a predicted model, not a curated record. The transcript is spliced from 8 exons. Gene Ontology annotation, cellular component: extracellular region. The coding region runs from base 107 to 1270 and encodes 387 amino acids. Gene Ontology annotation, biological process: innate immune response; central nervous system formation; regulation of Toll signaling pathway.
UAUCGCGAGGCGGAGGCUCCUGCGUGCCCAAUUCAGGCUAUUCGCCACUAGUGGGGGGAAGUGGUUCUUCAGAACGUGGAGUGCAUCAUCCGACCGCAGACAGACCAUGAAAUUUAUUCUUGUUAUUGCGUGUGCAAUAGUAGUGAGCAAAAAAUGUAUAGCGUCUUCACUGCUAAAGGAUCCUUUAAGAAACAAAGGUGGAAAGGUCGAUGCGACUUCAGAAGAGAACAACGAAGGAUACUACCAAUUUCUUGAAGCCGGGUCAGCAAAUCCGCCGAAAGUGAAACACCCCCCGUAUUACAAAUCUCCGCUACGAUGUCCAGGUGCAGAUAAGCCGUACGCUCCUGGAAAAUCGUUGACAAAUUUAUGCGGGGAUCUUAACAAAGGAUUUAUUCCUGAAAACCCGAUGAACCAGACUAUAGAAGGAAUGCCAUAUCCAUUUGAACUAAUAACAAAUAAGACACUGCAGUUUCUUAGCCGUACACUUCCUAUUCUCCAGAAUGAUGAAACUAUACCAAAGGUGAUAAAUUACAAUGCGAAUGAAAAGCAUUUUUAUUAUUCUAAAACCCCACAGAGCACACAUACAACUCGUGUUAAGAGGGAAGAUAAAACAGGCUUAGAAGGGACUUUUAAAAUCAUCGGUGAUUUCUUUUCCGAUCCGAGUGACAUAUUGAAUAAAACAAGAAAAUUUUGUGAAAAUGGACAAGGAAUGGUAUGCGUACUCUACAGAGCAAUACAAGGAGAGUCGGCUGGGUUAGAAAUGAAAGAAAGGAAGGAAGACAUAUCAUUGGAUGAGAUGCCAUUGGAUGGACCUCCAACACCUUGCCCAGCUAAAAUUGAAUACGCCACACCAGUAUUUGCAAGAAAUUACAAAGGCAUUUGGAGAUAUGUCGUACAAAUUCCAUACGAAGGCUACUUUACACAAACAGUAGAAGUGACAAAAUGUUUAAAUACAAGGUGCCACUAUAUGGAAGGGAAAUGCUUAUCAUCGCCUCGUUGGGUGAGCUUACUCGUUGCGGAAAUAUUCUACCCAAAUGGUUUAUCUGGACCAGUUAAAGAAGAAUCCCAAAACAAUGGUGUCCAGGACAGUCAAGCGUAUAGCUAUUAUAAAACUAAGGACACAAUUGAAGAAGAAGAACAAACACAAUGUGAUGGCAUUGACAAAAACGGUUGUUAUCAGGUACGCCUUUACUAUGACUGGUUUCUUAUUCCAGGGAGCUGUAAAUGCUGGCGAACAGAAUACAUUUACAGAUACAUUAAUCUUAGUUAGACUACAAAACUUUUGCAAUUAAAUAAAAAAACAAAUCAAAUUCAAAGAUUUUGGAGUUAAAAUAGGGCUUGUUUCUAUAAUAAAUCAAAUGAUAAUUCCUUAAAUAGCAUCGGUGGAGAAUAGUGAAGGUUAACCCAUGAAAAAUUAACAAUGUUAAAAAUUCAAAUUAAAUGUUAUUUUUGUAUUGUUAAAAUAAAUUUACAAUUGAACUCAAUAUAUCAAGUAAAAAUUAUUGACUGAUUGGAAAUAUGAUCUCUUUAUAGUUCACUGGUUUUAAUCAUUGUUUUCUUUCUAUUAAGACAUUUCUUCCUAAAUAAUUACAUUUUUCGAUAAAUUUCAGUAAAAUUUCUAAUCGCCUUUUAGAAAUUGAAUCCAUGACAAAACAUCAGCAAAAAAAUUGCUUAACAGAUGUGGUUACUUUUCCAAAUAAAUAAUUUGUAUCAAUUUCCUCAGUACAUUUUAGCAUGAGCAUUAUUUGUUUUUUUAUAGUAUUGCAUUUUUAUAUUGUAUAUAAUUACCAAAAUAGUAGCUUCUGAAUGUACAUAUAGCUUGAACAAUUAUAAUUAUUUUUUAAACUUUCAUCUAAAGUUUGGUAUCUAAUUUAUUCUCUUGUAAAGAGCCAUAAUUUUCACCAUACUUCUCUCAAAGAUCCUUUUUUUUUUCUUUUUUUCUCCUUAAAUAAACAUAAUAUUUAACUAUUUUAUUUUUGAUAAUGUGACUAUCCAUUGCAUAAUGAGUUUACAUAUGUUAUGUAAUAUAUAUAUAUUUUUUAGAAUAAGUAUUCUGUACGACUUGCAUGCUGAACAGAUACAACAGUUUGUUUUUAUACCUAUUUGAGACAAUAAUAUUAGCUUAAAAGAGAUUAGAGAAAUUAACAGAUUUUGUAAAAUUAAAAGGACAAUCGAAAUAAAUAAAUUUGACAGAA